AGCGCUGUCCCGUUACCUCAUUGACAUUCAGUCCCAGUGAGAGACACAGACAGAGAGUAAGAAGACAUUGUCCGGGACAGAGACAGCGACCGAGCCGCUCGAGCUCUGCAUAGCGACCGCAAAUGGACAUUUUGAGCGGAAUAAAGAUUCAAGUUUGAUGUGCGCAUGAAGGAGUGUGAUCGGAGGAACAAUGAGCACUGAGUGUGUUGUGACCUGGAUUCAGUGAGGAGUUUGGGAGAGACAGGGCGAGGGGUGAGGGGUGGACGAGGGAUUUACUGGGUCAAACAAACUGACUACCCCCACCACUGAAGAAGUUAAAGUCAGAGAAGGAAAAGUGCGGCGACUAAGAAGAAAAAACGCAAGACAAAGCGCAGAGGAAACGAUGAACAGUGAAAAGCCGUGUGUGCUGUGACUUCCUGAAAUCUAGAAGUGAGGUGAACUGAUCUGGAGAGAGAAGCAUAAUGUCACGAUCAGAUGAGGUCAACAAAAUGACAGAAAAUGUCUACAAGGGCAUUCUGGACCAGUUCAACCCCAGUCUGAAGAACUUUGUCACCAUGGGCAAACACUAUGAAAAGGCUCUGACGGGUGUCACAGUAGCAGCGAAGGGUUAUUUUGAUGCUCUGGUCAAACUAGGAGAGCUGGCCAGUGACAGCCAGGGCUCAAAAGAGCUGGGUGACACAUUGUUCCAGAUGGCAGAGGUUCAUCGGCAGAUCCAGGUCCAACUAGAGGAUGUGCUGAAGCUCUUUCAUUCAGAGCUGCUGUCUCAACUGGAGCAGAAACUGGAGUUAGACAUCAAAUAUCUGACUGCAACACUGAAGAAGUACCAGAGUGAGAGGAAGUCAAAGGUGGAAUCCAUUGAGCGCUGCCAAUCACAGCUGAAAAAGCUGCGGAGGAAGAGUCAAGCUAGUCGCCAUCCUAACAAGUAUGGAGACAGAGAGAUGCAGUAUGUGGAGCUGAUGAGUCGUCGGCAGGGGGAGUUGGACUCUCUGGUUGCAGUCGGUUACCGCUCCGCUCUGACAGAAGAAAGGCGGCGCUAUUGCUUUCUGGUGGACCGUCAGUGUUCAGUCACCAAGAUCCUCAUCAACUACCACUGCAAGGUGAGAGAGCUGUUGUCUCAGAAGCUGUCAUCGUGGCAACAGUCAUGUGCCCAGCCAACCAAACUCCCAGAGCGAGCGCUGAACCUGUUGCGCCACACCGCUCCCCAGAGCUCUGGAGGAGCAGGACUAGCAGAGGUCCUGCGCAACGCUAAACUGGGAAUCACUCAACCUGGAGAACAAAGACUGUCUGUACAGGAAGUCCCGCCUCUGUUGAAUGGUGACAGCAGCAGUCGUUCUCAGCAGCAGCAGCAGCAGCGCUCAUCUCAGUCUGAAAGCCUCUCACAGUCUGUCCCAGGUCUUCAGUCUCACCAGAACCCCUCCAGUAAUGGACACGCACACUCCCAGCCAACAUUGGGUGUGUCUGGGUUACAGUCUCCUCCCUCCAUUAGCCACACCUCCACCUCCUCCCACAGCUCCCUGCAGGGCCUGACUCCGCCCCUAACGGCCCCCCACAGCCCUCCGCUGCCCCACAGCGCCCCUCUGUUCCGUGCACUCACACCCAUCCCGCUGUCCAGCUCUCCCGCUGCUGUCAAUGUGCUGAAGGGUCCAGAUCUCUACUCCACCUCCACACUGCCGCUGCCGAGGAGACAGUCCAGCGACACUCGUGAGGGAUUCAUGGGUGCGACUCUGCCCCGUGUGUUUCCUCUCUCUGCUCCGUCCCGUGUGGAGGCUCUGUUUCCUCACUCCCCAGACUCCUGUGAGGGAGAGAAGGCAGGAGACCGUGGAGGAGGAGGAGGAGGUGGUGGAGGAGGAGGCUCUUGUCUGUUGUCCUUCCUGCCCGGUGACACUCUUUCCCUGCUGAUCAGUGAACCCAGAGACGGCUGGCAUUACGGCCAGAAUGAGCGGACGGGACGAAAAGGCUGGUUUCCCUUCUCCUACACACAGCCAUUCCCCAGCACUCCUGGACAAGAUCUCAGUCCUCCUGCUUUGUCUAAGGUGAACAGCACCAGUAUGGGUCAGUUGGACAGGCUUCCCCCGUCGGGUCAGAUGCCGCAGGUCAGUCCUGACUCCGAGGACGAGAGGAGCGUCAUAUCCCAGCGCAUCAGCACCUUCAGACCACGACCCUACAGUAUGAUGAACCCCGAGACCAGCAGGAUGAGCCCGAGACUGCGUCUGAAAGACAGGAUGUCGACUGAUUUCACCCCCCCGCCUCCAUCACCCACCAGGAUCAACCCGUUCGCCCAUAUUCGACUCAGGAAGACGGUGACCAAUGAUCGCUCCGCCCCACUAAUACAGUAGAGCCUUUGAUUGACAGCCAGAGAUGCUGAUGUAACAGGGCCACUAAUGUUUACUGCCACUGUCUUACUGAAUAACUGAACCUUUGAGAGGCGGAUUUUACACUUUUGCCGACAGUAACCAAUAUGAGAGAAUUAAGUGCAGUUAAAUGCAUUUAGAUCAUUUAGGCUUUAGCAGAUCAAAUGUGUAUUCUCUAUAUAUUACAUUAUCAGAAAAAUGAAAUAUUUCAAGAGGUGUUUAUGUAUUUCGGAUGAGUGCACAUGGAAAAGAAUAUGGAAGAAUCAUCCAAAUAUAAAUUCUAUGGUUAUUUACUGACUCUCAUAUCAUUCCACAUAUGCUAUAAUUUUUUCUGCUGCCAUAAUUUUUGGGUGAAUUGUUCCUUUGAGUACUUCCCACCCAAAAUAAGAUUUUUCGUUUUCUGAAAACUUUUAUUUUUUAAUGCUGAAUAAAGACAAGGUAUUCUAGAGCAUUCUGGGAGAAGCAGGUGAACUGUUUGUUGGAGUCAAAAGCAGGAAAAUGGAGUGUGAUUAUAUAUAUAUAUAGAAAGAUUUGGAAAGGAUCUUGGAAAAGAGUUUGUGAAAGUGUGAUGUGAAGAGGCUCUCAGCUCUCUGGUCUCUUGUCCCCCCUUCCAUCUGUCUUAUGUAUUUUGCUGAACCCCAAACCUCUAGAACUAAAGCUUGUAGUCAUGAGUUGCAGCAGAUUCUGGGUGAGGGAUUUGAAGGCUAAGAGUGAGACUGCGAAGAGGAGAUCUGAAGAUGUGACAGAAGGCUCUGGAAAGUGAUGAUGUGCUGGAGGAUGUGACUGGUGAAGUGCUGUAGCUAUAGAUGAGAAAUAAGAUGAAAAACUGUCUUCCUUACCCUAUUUUGCCAUUAUUUUGGGGCAGAAGACUUAGUUAAAGGAGAUGUUUAUGUCCACUGGUUUGAAAUUAACCUAAAGAAUAUGAUACAUUUACUUUUGAGUUUGUGUUUGAAGUAAAUUGUUUCUGAAUUGUCUUAAAAAUUGCUUAGCAUUGUAAGAUUUUACACUGAAUCCAAUAUAACUAAUUAUUAAUGGUGAGACCUUUGUUCUUGUUUGAAUUAUUUCUCCACUCCAGGGUCAGUUCGUUCUGAUGCCUUCAUUAACUUUUUCUAUUAUAAAUAUCUUAAAUUGAAUAAUGCAAAAAGGUUCAUUUACAACCUUAUAUAUGUAAAUAUACUGUAAUACAGUGAGGUCCAAAAGUCUGAGAACAUCCAAUGCAUUUUUUUUCAUAUUGUUUCAUCAUAAGUAUAGUAAUAAAAUGAACAUGAAUUUGAUAUUUGAUGUGUCUCUGCAUUAAAACCUGAUGAUCAUAUUCAUCAUCUGAGCAUCUUGAGGAUCAAUGGAUGCAAGAACCUCUGAGUCACAUGAUCAAACACACUUGUUUACUCAUGAUUAAUGAUCUGGAAAUGCAUGUUCAUUUAUUUGUAUUAUAUUAAUUGAAACCCUAGACUGUGUAUCCAAAUUGAAAUGAAAGGAUCUCAGAUUGACAUGGUCUCAGACUUUCGGAUGCCACUGCACGUUAGUCUGUAUUAGUCUGUGAGUUUAAUUUCCGAACUGAUGUAAUCUCGCUCGAGUGGUUUUGAUCCCUGCUCACAUUGUACUUCUAUUAAAUAUACCAGAACACUGAACAUUUAAAGCAGGACUUUACUGUACAUGUCAGUCUGGCUGCUUUGCUGCACUGUUUUAAUUAUUAAACACUUAUAUGCAGCAUGAAGCCACUUGACAGACACAGGACUACUUUCCCUAAAUACAAAAGCAUUGUGUUCUGAUACGCUGUGGAUCAGUCAUACAUUUUGGACUCCUGAAUGUUUUAACGUCAUGAUAACUGUAUAGCCUUUCUUCCUUUCUUUUUUUUAUGAACUUCAAUAAACAAAGUUAAUCUC
Messenger RNA from Labeo rohita (rohu), 4234 nucleotides. RefSeq lists its product as uncharacterized. The record is from RefSeq and is a predicted model, not a curated record. Bases 462 to 2336 code for a protein of 624 amino acids. NCBI's taxonomy places the organism in Eukaryota, Metazoa, Chordata, Actinopteri, Cypriniformes, Cyprinidae. Gene Ontology annotation, cellular component: cytosol; nucleoplasm. The transcript is spliced from 15 exons. Gene Ontology annotation, biological process: positive regulation of actin filament polymerization; actin crosslink formation; actin filament bundle assembly. Gene Ontology annotation, molecular function: cytoskeletal adaptor activity; protein binding.